Molecule: messenger RNA, 951 nt
Organism: Rosa chinensis
Lineage: Eukaryota; Viridiplantae; Streptophyta; Magnoliopsida; Rosales; Rosaceae
Exons: 1
Coding region: 1-951 (316 amino acids)
Source: RefSeq, a predicted model, not a curated record
AUGGGUGAAUCUCAGGUGGUCUGCCCUUGGGCUUUCUUAGGCCCUUUGUCUGACAAGGAGUCCGAAUGCAUUGCUCCUGCACCAAAACCUCAAAAGCCAAAAACCUUUGCGUCAAUUGUUGCAGGGUGUGAUGAAACUCAUAUUCCAAUAAAUACGCUUGCUGCACCGACCAUCCGUGGAGAAACAGUGUACGUCAAGAUUAAUGAGCAGAUUUAUCAAGAGCAGUUGAGGGCUUGCCGUACUAAUCUCAUUGGUCGUCUUCUUUUGCGUAAGGGAUCACCACCGAUGAAGACUGAAACUUUAAAGCUUUCUUUACAAUCGCUUUGGCAGCCAGUAGGACCCUGGCAUUUGGUCCCCAUCGGCAAAGGGUACUUCGACAUUCAUUUCAACUCUGAGGUUGAUAUGCACAAGGCAUGGGGUGGUGGGACAUGUACGCUUGAGUCGGGGAUAUUUCGUUUGUCACAGUGGAAACCAGAUUUCAAGCCAGGGGAGGUUCUCCCUCAAACUCAUGCCCAAAUCUGGAUUCGUAUCUCGGGUCUAAGUCAAGAGUACUGGCAUCACCAUCAUAUUCUUGAAAUUGCUCAUAGGGUUGGUACUCCACUACAAUUAGAUGCAGCGACGAAGGAGCAGCGUUUUGGGUACUAUGCAAGGGUUUUGGUGGAUGUCGAUCUUUUGGGUACCCUCCCAAAUUCCAUUACGGUGGAAAGAGAUAACCAUUGCUUCCCUGUUGGUAUUGAGUAUGAAAACCUUCCUCCACAAUGCAAUCAUUGUGGCCUCAUCGGUCAUGAGCGACGAGUUUGCCAGCAUUUUAGGCCAACUGGGAAUCCGAUUAAAAAGACGGUGCAUCAACGUAAAGAAGUUCGUCACGAAUAUAGAGUUAAGAGCAAAGAGACUGUGCCUGUGCCAGUUGUGCAGCAAGUUAAUGAAGCUCUGGAGAACACAAGGAUUUGA